Molecule: messenger RNA, 4674 nt
Organism: Toxoplasma gondii ME49
Lineage: Eukaryota; Apicomplexa; Conoidasida; Eucoccidiorida; Sarcocystidae
Product: VTC domain-containing protein
Exons: 17
Coding region: 814-4509 (1231 amino acids)
Source: RefSeq, a predicted model, not a curated record
UGGAUUUUCUGCGGAUGGAGAACAGAGGGCGCAGGCAGGAAGCGCUUCGCGUUUGUCAUGCCUUUUGCUCCCGUGGGUGGUAGGAGAAGAACAUGGCGUGAGGAGAAAAAGAAAGCAACUUUCUCUCUCUAUCUCCCCAGAGAAGAUCGAAAAAAAAGAAUGUGAAGGGCGUCCUUCAGUGGCAGGCGCUGACGACGUUCCCUUUUUCUCUCUUGAUAGUCCAGGAGAGGCUGCGUGAGUUGCGCCUCUUCUUCCUGUCUCCCGUUUCAACUUUACACUUUUAAGUACUUUUGCCCUUCAUCGACUUAAGCCGGCUCUUCUCUCCUUAUCCUUCUUCUGCUUCUUGUCCUCACUGCGUAGCCUCUCCGCUUCUUCCAUUCCUUAUCCUCCUCUGGCGCCUCCCGUCUUGCACCGUGCUCUCGUCUUCUGGCGCCUCUCCGUUUGCUCUACCUCGUUCUGUUGCCUUCUGUUUUUCCAGGUCUCCUGGAUCACACAGGCGUCUGCUAAGGCGUCCUUCUUCACAUGAAUUGCGGCUGCGAAGACUUCUGAUGCUUUCUGCUUUUCGGGAGAGCCUUCCUCGACAUCUGCGCGGAAAGGUCUCCGAACGCGUAGCGUCCAUCUGUCUCAUAUGCUUCGCCUCUCCCUCCUCCUGUGUGUCUGCUCCAUUCUCUCUUGCGCCCUGCGUCUCUCUCUCUUCCGUCUCCUCUCUGCGUCCUGUCUUCUGUCUGCCUUUCCUGUUCUUCUCUCCUUCUCCUCCUCUCUGCGCCUUCUCUUCUCGUCGGCUCUUCUCCUCUCUCCUGCUCGGUCUGCGCCAUGGCGUCUGAGAACUGCACUUCGCCUGAAGCGUCUCCCUAUGGCCUCCGAAGGACGGAGAAGGAGGAGAGGAAGCGCGAUGCAAGAGGAUCGUCCGUCGGAAGUCUCGCGUCUCUCCCCUCCUGUGCAGAGAGCGCGCUGCCUCGACACUACUUGCCCCUCUACGUCAACAUUCCCCAGAUGGAAAAACUGAUUACGCAGCUCGCGGCAGAUGCCUCACAGAAGCUCUCCACUGCUACAAUCAAGAAACAACUGAAACAAAUGCAGCAAGAGCCGCUGACGACCGUGCCGUUAAACGAGAACUCGGGGAAGAAGGAGACUGUGUCAGGAGAUCGUUCAGGCCUCGCAAAGGCUGCCGAACGGCCCCCGGUGUCUCCUUCCUGGAGGGCGACUGCGGAGGAGAGUGUGGGGUCUCAAGAAAGCGGCCAAGCGAGAGAACGAGAUGACAGAGAAGCGACAGAAAGAGAAGAGAGAGACGAAGCUCAAAAGACAACGCAGACAGCAGGGACGAGCAUCUUCGGCCAAGCUGAACUCAUGUCUCUGCUUCCAGAGUCGCGCUUCCGGAACCUGAUGCAGCAUCAAGUGCAGAGACUUAAUUUCUUUGUGCAGUCGAAGGAGCAGGAAGUCUGCCAACGUCUUAGUCACAUCUACAGCGCCAUCGGCCUGAUGAGAGAGCAGCAUGGCUUCACGGUGGACGUCGCUGCAAGACUGGAGGAAGAGCUCGAUGCACAGAGUGCAGAAAUUACACACCUCGACUUCUUUGUGCGACGAAACUACAAAGCUCUCGUUGACCUAGGUCACUUCUUCGACAGACUCCUCAAGACCGACGCGACCCGCUGGUUCAUUUUCUCUCUCAUAAAGGAGAAGUUCUGCGACGUCGAUCUCGAAGGCUUGAUGCUGCGCCUCUCGCUUGCGUGGUCCGCCUUCCGACAAGCCAAAGCGGGGGUGACAGAGAGCGGCAAGUGGGAAGCGCCGGAGACGUUCGUGCGAAAUACGACCAAGUACUGGCUUCGGUCCGACCGGGUGGUCCAUGCGCAGUGCCUUAUCCUGAAACAUCUUCCUUUUCUCGUUUACGGCGCGUCCGAGGAGGACAUCGCCGCAGCGCUCCUGAGACAGCAGAACCUCCAGAAGAGCGAAGGCGGAGCAGACGAGGAAGCGGAGGAGGCAGAGCUUGCGGGCAACUCGGCGACAAGCGCGGCAAGUCUCAAACGCAAGAUCGGCGCCACCCAACCGAUCACGUCUGUCUACGUCGACAGCAACACCGGCUACUGCUUCGAGAAUCGAAUUCUUCGCAUGGAAGGUGCCGAACUUAUUCGCUUUCGAUGGUAUGGCGUUAACGACAACGAAGGAGACAAACCGGUCUUUGUCGAGAGGAAGACGCACCACGAAAGCUGGACGGGAUUGAGCAGCACGAAGGAGCGAUUCACCUUGGACCAAAAAUUCGUCAAGAGUUACUUGCUCGGGCGCCUUCCCGCGGCUGAGGCCCUCGGGAUUCAGUUCCGUGAACGGUGGUGGAGAGACAAGAAGAAGGAGGAGGAAGCGAAGGAGAGAGAAGAACGCGAGCGAGAGGGAGAAGCGGAAGCGAAAGAGAAGACAGAGAGAAACGGGAGGCAAGAAGAUGGCGAAGCAUGCCAAGAUUCGGAGGAGGGAGAGCGAGAGAGAGAGAGAGCGAUGGAGCCCCGUGAAGAGGCGACUUCAAGGGAGGGAUGUCGGGAAAACGUAGGGGUCGGCGCAGAAGACGAGAGAUGCAGGGCAAGGAAAGAGACAACGACAGAGCAGAGGCGGCAGUGGGAGCGAGAAGAGGAAGAAGCAGAGACGAAAUACUUUCAAGACGCCAAAACUCAAAAAUCUCUGCAACUUGCAUGCGAAAUUCAAAACACACUCCUCCGCCAUUCCCUUCUACCGAUGGUUCGCACGAGCUAUUUGCGAGCAGCCUUCCAGCUGAGCACAUCGAACGCCGUCAGGAUUUCCUUGGAUACCAAUUUGUGCAUGGUGGAUGAGUUGACGCCUCAGUAUGUCAGUUUGGGGAUGGCCGAAGAGCGCAGAAAGCUCGAGCCGACGUCCGAGGGGAUUUCGAGCGUCGGGAGAUGUCCUCUCUGGGAGAACCUCCGAAGACCUCACCCUGCAAUGCAACAGCCAGUCGCGUCCCCUUCGGCUGCCUUCGCCUCUGCAUCCAGUCGAAAUGGAUGUGUGGGGGCGACCCGAGGGCCGGCGGAAGAGAGGGAAAAGCAUGGUUCCCCCGCGCAUGCAGUCAAAGAAGACCUUGUGCGAUUCGAACGCAUGCGUGAGGAUGAUGACGAUGUCCUCUGGUGCAGAGUGGCGGAAGAACUCCUUGGGAAGAACGAUGUCGUUCGCUUUCCCUUCGCCGUCCUCGAGGUGAAACUGCAGACAUCGCCAAGUCCUCCGUGGGUCCAGGAACUGCUUGCCCUCUGCGAUGCAAUCAUGGUCCCGAAGUUUUCAAAGUUCCAGCACGGCAUGGCGUUUCUUCACAGCGACAAGAUUAGUCGGCUUCCCUACUGGCUGCAGGCGUCGCCUGAGGCUACGGGGCUUCGCCGCGACGGAAAGCCGCUCGGCCGCGCGGCGUCGCUGGACGCGCCUGCGCAGGAAGGCCAAAGCGCGCCGCCCAGAGAGCGACGAGAAAGGCCUGAGCCGUCGACUCUUCCUGCCGCGUCCCUGCCUGCGCCGCCGCAUGCAGAGGGCGUCGCGGAGCCGAGCAGCUGGCGAGUGGACGGGAGGGCCGAGAGGCACACAUUUUUCUUUGGGUCGAGGCGCGGCAAACUCUUCUACUCUCCCGUCGUUCGCAGCGUCGAGGAGGGACAAGCCGACGACGAAGGCGCCAGCCAGGUUCCCCAGUUGAGAGUCGCUGGCGAACGGGGGCCGCCGAGGCACUCUGUCCUCACAGAGCCAAGAAACAGGUCCAGCGCGAACGAACAGACGCUCAACUGCGUCUCCGUCGACCAACUGCCUGCGGAACCUGGCCUCGCGGAAGUCACGCGACGCCGAAGGCCUCGCGGAAAGUCGACCUUGGGGACGGACGCCGCGCGAACGCUGGACUGGCUGCGACAACGUCACACGGAGGCGCUAGCGGAAGACUUCCCGACACACUGGGAGACCGCUGCGGCGGCAGAGGCCCGCGGCUUUCUCGCUUCCCGAGACAAUGCGUUUUCUAACAGUUUCGAUGAAACGCAGGAGCAUCUCGCGCUGGCGCCUUUGCCUCGCUCAGAGGCGCCUCUGCAGCGCUCGCACGACGAGGAAGACGACGGCUGGCUUUCCGACCCUCAGUCGAAGCAGGCAUGUCUGCGAAAAGUGAUGCGACAAAGCAAGAAGAUGAGGAAACUCGACCCAAAGAGCUUCUUCGCAAACGAACGAACCUUCCUGCAGUACCUGCAGAAGGCCGUUUACUUGGGUUCUCUGGCAAUUACCCUCCUGCAGUGGGGCGGCGGGGGUGUUGUCCCCGACGUGGCCGGCUUCUGUCUCGCUUUCGGCGUCCUGGCCCUGCUCGUCUACAGUUACCGAGUCUUCGAAGAGCGAGGGAGUAAACUGGAAAGGAAAGUCGCGCGAGGCGACAUGAACGCGGGCGAGCGCUACGACAGCGUCUACGGUCCCGUCGCGAUUUUCGCGACUGUUUCAGUGAUUGUCCUCUUCAUUCUCUGUCUGCAAAUUGACGCGGGAGUUAAAAAACUGAAGUCGGUAUAGACUUCACGCCAACGUUUCGGCAGCCGAAGGAAAGCGUUCCUCUCCCUGCUCGAUGGUGCCGUGACUUGCUUCCUUGCUCAUGGCUUCCGCGGGGAAACGGUUCUACUGGAACUGGACUCAAUCUCUUGUAAAUCCUCAGUGUUCGCUUUUUAAAAAAUAGAGGUG